CCAUUACCUUAAUCUUCAUUUGUGGGGGAAAAAAACCCUUUAUUACAUCUGUUGAUGAGCCAUUCAUCAGAAAAAAAAAUAUUAUAGUUGUUUGGAAGAGAUACAGUGACUUUAAGAAACUGCACAAGGAUCUCUGGCAAAUUCAUAAAAAUCUAUGCAGGCAUACGGAACUCUUUUUUUUCUUUCCCCCUUUUGCCAAAGUAAUAUUAUUUGGGCGAUUUGAUGAAACUGUGAUUGAAGAGAGAAGGCAAUGCGCUGAAGAUCUGUUGCAGUUUUCUGCUAACAUCCCUGCUCUCUAUAACAGCAAACAGCUUGAAGAGUUUUUUAAGGGUGGGGAGGUGCAUGAUGGUUCUGAACUGAUCGGUCCUGCUGAGCCUCUGUCCGAUUCCCUGACUGACAACCUGUCCGACUGCAGCUCUGAAGUUCGGAAGGAUUUAAGUGGACUUGAUGAUGUGACACUUACCAGCCAAUCGGAAUGUGGAGGACUCUCUAGUGACAGUGACCUGAUCUCUCUGACGGUUGAUGUAGACUCUCUUGCUGAAUUAGAUGAUGGAAUGGCAUCCAACCAAAAUUCCCCCACUAGAGCCUUCGGUAUUGGUGUUCUCUCCGAGUCCCCAGCACAAAGCAUGGUGGCAUCUGAGCAGGAGUGGAGCAAGACUGAGGGCGAGAGGGAGAGCCAUGGCUUGUUUACUGGAAGCUUAAAACUCAAGUCUGGCAAACAAGAUUACUUAGAGAAAGCAGGAGAAUUGAUAAAACUGGCCUUGAAGAAAGAAGAGGAGGAAGAUUACGAAACUGCCUUCAGCUUUUACAGAAAGGGGGUUGAUCUGCUUCUGGAAGGGGUUCAAGGUGAAUCGAGUCCAACUCGUCGAGAAGCAGUGAAAAGGAAGACUGCAGAGUACCUUAUGCGUGCUGAAAAAAUUUCCAGUCUCUACCAUAAACCCUCUGAAGAUACAUCUAUUUCUAUGCCUCCAGGAUCACUAAGUUCAAGGCCCUCUUGGAACCUAAGGAGCCCUGCCGAGGAACUGAAGGCCUUCAGAGUCCUUGGGGUGAUUGACAAGGUUUUGCUUGUAAUGGACACUAGGACACAGGAGACUUUUAUACUGAAGGGUCUAAGGAAAAGUAGUGAGUACAGCAGGAGCAGAACGACCAUCAUCCCCCGCUGCGUGCCCAACAUGGUGUGUCUGCACAAGUACAUCAUCUCCGAGGAGUCUGUCUUUCUUGUGUUACAGCACGCAGAAGGAGGAAAACUAUGGUCUUAUGUCAGUAAAUUCUUAAACAGAAGUCCUGAAGGGAGCUUUGAAAUUCCUGAACUCAAAACAUCCAGUUCAACUAAAAUUCACCUGGAGCAGCCGACCCCUAGUCCUAAAGAGAUCAGCAGCAGCACUGAUUCCAGAGAAAGCUGUGGAGAGAGACUGCUGAAGGUGGUGCCCCUGAAGAGCAGCCUAACGCCGAGCUCUCAGGACGACAGCAGCAACCAGGAUGACGGCCAAGAGAGUUCCAAGUGGAUGGACUCGGCGUCCAGCUCGGAGGAAGAGUGCACUACUAGUUAUUUAACAUUAUGCAACGAGUACGGGCAAGAAAAGAUUGAUUCUGGCUCUCUGAAUGAGGAACCUGUUGUCAAAUUGGAGAAUGAAGGUCUAAAUAGCAAGGAGAGACGUCUGCAGACCUGCACGGUUGUUGGCAGUGAUAGCUUCAGCACUCAGAUUGCAUCUCAGGAACUAAAGCUUUUCAUUGAUGAUGCUGAGUCGGAAAUAGCCAGCCCUACCAGGAUAUUGGACUCAUUAAAUAAAUCAAAGAACAGCCCCAUGGAACUCUUUAGAAUAGACAGUAAAGAUAGCACCAGUGAGCUUCUGGGGCUUGAUUUUGGAGAAAAACUAUAUAACCUUAAAUCAGAACCUUUGAAGCCAUUAUUUUCUGCCCCAGAUCAUGACAGAAGCUUUGAUGCCCUGGAAAACAAACUGGGUGUGAGAGCUCAUGACACCAUAAGCAGAGGUUCAAAUGACUCUGUGCCAGUGAUCUCCUUUAAGGAUGCUGCUUUUGAUGAUGUAAAUAGUGUUGAUGAAGGACGACCUGAUCUCCUAAUAAACUUACCUGGUGUGGCUGAUGAAACAGAGGAGGCAGCAGUGUCGAGGCCCACAAAGUUUACAAAAACGGAUAUGAACGUGUUGGAGGUAAAAUUAUUAGAAACGCCUGAUGUCUUACAGUUAAAUAAUUCUGCAGAACCAUGCAAAGCUUUUGAUCAAGAGCCAAAUCAUGUGGCACCAGAACUGGGCAAUUCUUCCCAUGAAGAAGCAAGUGGACAAAGCGGUGUCAUUCAGGGAGCUCUUGGGAGCCUGUUUACAGCUGAACCAGAGGUAGGUAGUUCAGAAGAAGGGGCUCUGUUUCAAGGGCUGGGAGCCUGCUCCUUAAACAUGACAAGCAAAGAAGAAAGUGUGUUUGUUUCCAACUCGCUGUCAGGUGCUAAAGACGUUAGUUUAGAUAGAGAUGUGAUAAAAGAUGAAGCUGUGUUGCUGUUUUCUGAUCAAACUGAAGACUUUGGGAAAGAGGAAACGGACCCGUCUUUGUUACCAGCAGCAGAAGUUGAAAAGACAGUACCAAAGAGCGAAGAAGAAAUAGGAGUAGCAGUGCAGAAGGAAAUGCAUCACAUUUUUCAGGACCUCGACGAAAGAUUAGCAAUAACCUCCAGGUUUUAUAUCCCAGAGGAUUGCAUUCAAAGAUGGGCAGCUGAAAUGGUUGUAGCCCUUGAUGCUUUACAUAGAGAAGGAAUUGUGUGCCGCGAUUUGAACCCAAACAACAUCUUAUUGAAUGAUAGAGGACACAUUCAGCUAACGUAUUUUAGCAGGUGGAGGGAGGUUGAAGAUUCCUGUGACAACGAUGCCAUAGAGAGAAUGUACUGUGCCCCAGGUUAGAGCAAUCACCUACAAUGUUUCACUUGAAAAGUAGAUAAGCAGCUUUUGUUUUCU
Messenger RNA from Tinamus guttatus (white-throated tinamou), 2963 nucleotides. NCBI's taxonomy places the organism in Eukaryota, Metazoa, Chordata, Aves, Tinamiformes, Tinamidae. The record is from RefSeq and is a predicted model, not a curated record.